Fomitopsis serialis is the source of this 951-nucleotide messenger RNA. RefSeq lists its product as uncharacterized. NCBI's taxonomy places the organism in Eukaryota, Fungi, Basidiomycota, Agaricomycetes, Polyporales, Fomitopsidaceae. The transcript has 4 exons. Bases 371 to 619 code for a protein of 82 amino acids. The record is from RefSeq and is a predicted model, not a curated record.
CUCGGCUUGGGACGAGGCAGCUCCGCACUGUUCGCCGUACGAGUGGUUGAUAGGCUAAUGAGCUGACCGUGACGGCGGCAUCAGACAGCGAGUUCCCACUGUGGGAUGAAAACCUACUCUGUGAGUCAUCACGUCUCGUUCUGCGAGUCUAGCCAGACUAGGGGUCAUGGUCUUACAGUGCCAUACGACACUGGAUGGCUUCAUUGUCCGAUCUCACGAUGGAAGGCUACGCGCGGUUUCUAACAUCUCAUGAUACGGCUCGAGUGUUACUCUUGUCGACUCCAUUCACACAGCAGACCCGGGAAUUGUACAUGGUGAAGUUUGGUCAUGAAAUGACCCGGAGCACUGCACACGCCUUGGUGCUCCCCAUAUGGUGAGUACUCGUCGUCACAGUGCAGUUGCAUUAAUAUUGGAUCCUAUCUACCAGCUCUGCCCCGCUGAAGUUGAACAUGCCAUCAUUAGACGAUCACCACCCCACAUAUGUCAUUCCACGCAGUGCUGUGUGCUAUCCUCAUUGAUCGGUGCCCGCGGCCCACUUCGUCCGACUCCAUCUCUCACCCAUUCCUUUCCCCCCAUCUCUAUGUCCCGCCCGUCUCCUCCCGCUCCUCUCUCGAAGUGACCGGCGUCGUCAGCGUAGGUGCAAGUGCAACGCUAAGAGAUACGUAAAGGGCAUGCAUAACUCACCAACGAGACCAGUGACAUAUCGUGUUUUCUGCGUGUCACGCGACAUUCCGGUUCGAGAAUUAUGUCUUACCUGAUGAACGAGACCCAGAUCGCACGCAACGCAGACUUGGCCGGUACCGUCUGUUGCGUACCGGGCGGUAUUCAAAUGGGAUCCUGGACAUGCGACGUCACUCGAGUCAUCGUGUUUGUCUUUGCGGUCAUAAACGCGAGGUACGUGCCAUCGCGCCUCGCAUUUCUGCGUGUUUUCGUUCACGGCUGACUUGCACC